This is a messenger RNA of Trichoderma virens Gv29-8, 2313 nucleotides long. RefSeq names its product glycoside hydrolase family 3 protein. Gene Ontology annotation, molecular function: beta-glucosidase activity. The coding region runs from base 1 to 2313 and encodes 770 amino acids. Gene Ontology annotation, biological process: glucan catabolic process. The transcript is spliced from 6 exons. NCBI's taxonomy places the organism in Eukaryota, Fungi, Ascomycota, Sordariomycetes, Hypocreales, Hypocreaceae. The record is from RefSeq and is a predicted model, not a curated record.
AUGAAAUCGUCCAUAUGUAUCUGUACUGCGGCCCUGGCGGCCGUCGGGCAGGCCACAGCAAAUCACCCAUUGUACAAGAACCCCCACGCUUCCGUUGACGACAGAGUAUCGGAUCUGCUCAAACGCAUGUCUGUCAAGGAAAAGAUGGCUCAAUUGAUUCAAGGCGACAUGUCCAACUAUCUCGAUCUCACAUACGGCACGUUCAACAAAACGGGUCUCGAGUGGAAUAUGGAAUACCGAGCCAAUUCAGUCUGGACGGGUUAUUAUACCAACAUGACCACAGUUAAAAAGGCUGCCCAAUUGGCACAAGAUUAUCUGGCCAAGGAAACAGAAUUAGGCAUUCCGGCUUUUGUCCAGAGCGAAGGCCUUCACGGAUUUUUGGGAUUGAAUGCCACUAUUUUCAACUCUCCCAUUGGUAUGGCGUGCUCAUUCAACCCCGAACUCGUAGAAGAGAUGGCAAGGGCCAUUGCGACGGAGAGUCUGGCCCUCGGAGUCAAUCAACUUUUCGCUCCACUAGCUGAUCUUGCUCGAGAGUUGAGAUAUGGCCGAGUGGAGGAAUGUUUCAGCGAGGACCCUUAUCUAACUGGAGAGAUGGCAUACAGCUUUGCCAAAGGACUUCAGGAAAAAGGUGUUUCGGCAACAAUCAAGCAUUUUGCUGCUUUUGCAUCGCCGGAGCAGGGCAUCAAUACUUCUCCAGUACACGGCGGUGAACGGGAGCUACGGUCUCUCUACCUCCCAUCAUUUAAGAGAGCCAUCAUCGACAGCGGCGCCACUUCUAUCAUGUCAUCUUACAAUUCAUACGACGGCGUUCCAAUGGUUUCAAACUCGGAAGUCCUUACUGAUAUCCUUCGAGGAGAAUGGGGAUAUAAAUACUUCGUCAUUUCCGACGCUGGUGGCACUGCUCGCCUUGCCAAUGCAUUUUAUGUCUGUGAAAUUAAGGACAAUGACUGCAUCACUCUAGAGGCCCUGCCUGCUGGCAACGAUGUCGAGAUGGGUGGUGGAUAUUUUAGCUUCGAAUCUAUCCCUGAACUGAUUGAGUCCGGCAAACUAAGUGAGAACGUCUUGGAUACCGCCGUUUCUCGUGUGCUUCGCGCGAAGUUUACCCUGGGACUCUUUGAGAAGCCUUUCACCGGAGUUUCCGACAAAGACAUCUUCAAGUACAUCAACACCAAAGAACACAAACAAAUAGCCCGACAACUUGAUUCGGAGAGCAUUGUGCUCCUUGAGAACCACGGAAAUGUCCUGCCCUUGAAGAAGGAUGCCAAUGUCGCUGUAAUUGGUCCCAUGGCUCAUGGCUAUGUCCAGUAUGGAGACUAUGUAAUUCACACUGCAAUGACCCGAGGCGUCACUCCCCUCGAUGGCAUCAAUUCUGUCAGCAAAGGCAAAGUCACGUAUGCCAAGGGUUGUGAACGCUGGUCUAACGACGAAUCUGGAUUUGACGAGGCUAUUGCAGCCGCCGAAGCAUCGGAUGUCGCCAUCGUCGUUGUUGGAACCUGGUCUCGCGACCAGAAUGAGCUUUGGAGUGGCUUUAAUGCGACUACUGGUGAGCAUAUUGACGUCAGCAACCUGAACCUCGUUGGUGCCAUGCCUCGCUUGGUCAAGGCCAUCACCGAGACUGGAAAGCCUACCAUCGUUGUCUACAGCUCUGGAAAGCCCAUUACCGAACCGUGGAUAUCGGAGGAGGCAUCAGCACUUGUUCAACAAUUCUACCAGUCCGAGCAAGGCGGUUAUGCUCUUGCGGACGUUCUAUAUGGCAACGUCAAUCCUUCAGGAAAACUCUCUGUGAGCUUCCCGUAUGAUGUUGGAACUCUGCCCAUCUACUACGAUUACCUCAACUCUGCGCGGUCGUACCCCAAUCCCGGCCAUGUGUAUGACAACGGCACAAUCGUCUUUGGCAGUACAUAUGUUCUAGAGAAUCCCACUGCUCUCUACGAAUUUGGAUAUGGCUUGUCGUACAGCCAAUUCAAGUUCUCUGAUAUUUCCGUUUCAAAAUCUCGAGUGUCUGCAUCUGAUACUGUAACUGUUUCUGUGAAGGUUACAAACACAUCACAACGAGAUGGUGCAGAGGUUGUUCAGCUUUACGUCAAGGAUGUGCUUGCGUCUGUGGAUGUGCCACGAUACCAGCUCAAGGGCUUCAAAAAGGUCACUGUCAAGGCUGGCAAGUCUACAACAGUCAAGAUUGACCUUGCAGUGGAGGAUUGGGGUCUAUGGAACCGCAAGAUGCAGUACGUGGUUGAGCCUGGAGAGUUCACUGUGCUUGUAGGGAACUCAAGUGAGAACUUCCAAGGCAAUGUAACAGUCACCGUUUCGUGA